AUGCCAGCAGCAGAAACCCUUGAUAGUUCAUUCAGUAUGAAUGGACAAGAAAGUUUUCAACAAAUGGACGUUCUCCCUCUAUUACUUCAGGCACAAGAUCUCGUAUCUAAAUUGGAAAAUCGAGUUGUUGAAUUGGAAACCGAUUUAGAGUAUAGAACAUCAAUUGACCUUGACUUUGUGGUCGAAUAUGUUGAACCAACAUUUCUCAUUGAAUCAACCGAUUUAGAAGGACAAUUUUUAGAUAGCAUUAAAUUAUGUCUAAACUAUUUAAAAAGCGCUCAAAAUAAUAAUCAUAAACCUAAAAAUUAUAGGAAACAAUCGAGACGCGAUUCAAAAAUUCAACAUGAUGAACCUGAUCAUGAUAGAAUAAACGAUCAUAAUGAAACGAGAAAUUUUGAGCAAAAGGAAGAGGUACAAACUCCUAAUCAUAAUGACGAUAUCCCUCGACAACAAGAUCAGAAUGAUGAUCAUAAUAACAAUAUUUCAAGAAGAGCAUCUGUUUGUAGUGAUCAACUUUCCGUUGACCUAGGUGAUUAUGGUUUAGAUGGGGAUGAAGAUAUCGCGGACUACCCUGACCUUGAUGAAGAACGACACCUUGAUUUCGAUGAUGAUACAUACUCAACGUCCCCGAGGCAAUCAAUCGAUUAUGAUAUUGAUGACGAGGAAGAAUUGGAACAUCGUCGACGUGCAGAAUUUGAAAUGGCUAGUAACCAAACGACUUUAAAUGGUUAUGUACAUGAUGAACCGGAAGAGAUCGAUGGUAGAACAGAGCGGGAGGAGGACGAUUCUGAUCAAGAUGAGGAAGAAUCGGAUGACGACGAAUUUGAUGAACGUCGUUUACAUGAUCUCCCCCCGCAAGGUCCGGUUCCCGAUAUAUCUCAUUCGGAAAACCUUUGUCCAAAUUGUAAUACUUUACUUGCUCAAGUUGAUCAACAUCUUGAGGAACGCGCUUACCUUAAACGAGACCUUUCAGCCCUUGCUAUAUCCCUUUCGGAAGAGCAAACUAUUCGUGCUCAAAUUCAAGCCAGUAAGGAGCAUUUAGAACAAGAAAUUGAUGAAUGGGUAAAUGCAAUGUUUGAGAAAGUUAAUCAAAUGGUAUUUGAUGAGGCAAACGUACGUGAAGAAUUGGAAAUCUUAAAUAGAGAAUGUAAAGGAAAAUUAAAAAAUUCAAUAAAAUCUUCGGGAACUCGACAAGAUCGUUUAAGAGAAUUGAAAUUACUAUUGGUUCAUUUGGAUACCACUAAACAACGACAGACACCAACACCAAAUUGUGUUGGUGCAUUAAACAGAAAUUCUGUUCGAAGAAGUUUAAUGUCAAAUUCUCCUAUAAACAGCCCUCGUUCAAGCAAAGUGUUUGGAAACUUUGGUCAUAUGUCACCUAGCAUCUUUUCCGUGGAUGAGUACAUUCAAAAGGGUCGACGCGUAUACAUUGAUGGGGUUGUGUUUGAAGAAUUCCAAGAAUAUGUGAAAUCGUUUAUAACCUCUCCUGCUCCUACAAAUUCAACACCAACUCACGCAUUUAUGAAACGUUGUAUGGUUGAAGAUAUUCAACCUUGUCUUUUUGAAGGGAGCAGUGGUUGGAAAUCUCCUUUCUAUAAGAGACGUUUAUUAGAUGCUAUUAUGAAAAAUCAAUGUGAAAUUCAAACAAUUUAUUACAGUUCUUCGAAUUCUGUACCAAGUACACCGUUAUCCAGUCAAAUUAGUUCCACAUCAAAUCCAAGACAAAAUAGUUAUCAUGAACCACCUCCAUCACCUAAAGUCAAAUGUAGUCUUUGUGGUCAUGUAAGAAGUUGUGAUUUCCGUAUGAGACUUUCUGGGCCCGAUGCUGUUGUACCACCAUCAGCCACGACAAUCUCAUCAUCAUCACAAACAUCAAGAUUCUCCGUAACUGGGACCCCCGGUUGGAUUCCUCUUGAUCGAUUCUGUAGAGAUCGUGUGGUUGCUGUAUGCGAUUUCUAUACUUACCUCUCUCACUUGCGUCAAGGAUUACUUGCCAAUUCUGCUGUUUGGACUAUGUAUAAACAAUGUCUCAAACAUCGUAGGAAGAUGAGUAUGGCACGUGUUGGUAGCGUGAGCAUGUUUGAAGAAGAGGAAGCUCUCAACAAUGAAUUAUUGAACAAUCCUGAAAUGGAAGGCAUGGUUGUCCUCGUUCAUUAA
Molecule: messenger RNA, 2157 nt
Organism: Funneliformis mosseae
Lineage: Eukaryota; Fungi; Glomeromycota; Glomeromycetes; Glomerales; Glomeraceae
Source: the annotation of a GenBank genome assembly